CUUAGAUUCUUCAUGUUCUUUUUUUCUUCAAGAUGUUGAUUGAUAACUCACCCUGUUUGUUGGCAAAAGCUGGGCCAAAGUGGGGGCUAUGAAUUUUCUCUCAUCUUUGUAGUUAUGUAGCUAGAUUCAUUUCAUCUGAUACGAUAUGAAUUUACACCCAGGAACCCUGACCACAGAUGCAGUGAAGAAUUUUACUGUCCUCGAAUUAUUGCUGGGAUGCCUAACUAUCUUUACAUGCAUACAUGCAUGAUGGAUGUGUACCAAAGAGGGGAUUGUUGCUCUUUUUUUGCCAUUUCCUUUUGGAUUUUACUGCAGGGCCAGACCAGUGAGAUCUAUGGCUACCAGAUGGGACAGAGGUCGGUCCCUCGAUUCCCCCAUAUGCAUGCUUCGAUAUGAAGAGAAAAGGCGAUGGGGCAUCCAGCCACAAUUAGUGCAUAAUAAUAUGUUGACAGGAAUGAAUCGCCCCACUCACUACAAGAACAGAAAAUGCCAGCCGCUGUGCCAUUUGCUCCUUGCAUUAAUUGUUGCAGGCUUUUUGUGGGUAAGGUCCUGCUGCUACUGCGUACUCUCCUGGCGCCAUUCCAUUUUUAGCAUUGCCAGAUCCUGAGAUCCCGACCUUUUUAUCAUUCCAUGCCCACUCGGAUUUGUUACUUUCCUCCAAUUCCAGAGUCUUUAAGUCUUAACUCAUGACCAUAUCUAGGAAAAGGGAUUUGGGAUCAACUUGCUUGACUGAUUGUACGUACUUGUGAAGAUGUGUCCUAGCUUCCGUGAUUGUGUUUACGCUCAGAAUUAACUCAGUAACACAUUAACUAGCUAGUUACAGGGAGUUUAAUGGCUUUGUAUGACUAACUGAGCAUAGACAAUUGAAUUAUUUAAGUUGGAGC
Molecule: messenger RNA, 884 nt
Organism: Linum tenue
Lineage: Eukaryota; Viridiplantae; Streptophyta; Magnoliopsida; Malpighiales; Linaceae
Source: the annotation of a GenBank genome assembly